GGGCUCUCCAAGGGCCUGGCCUGCGGGACCAACGAAAACUACAAGUCCCGGCAGGCGACGCGGCGCCGGCUGCCCAGAGCGCGAUCCGCGGGCCGGGGAGCACUGCUCCAGGAGAGCCGCCUGCUACCGGGCUGUGGUGACAGGCCGCACGCCACGGUUGUGCCUCCCUGCAGGGUCUGGGAACAUGGCCAGAAAGGUCCUCAAGCUUGCUUCAUGGACCGGCAUGGCUCUUGCUGCCUCUGGCAUCUACCUCUAUAGUAACAAGUACUUGGACCCUAAUGAUUUCGGUGCCAUCCGGGUGGGCAGAGCCGUGGCUACGACGGCUGCCAUCAGUUACGACUAUCUCACGUCCCUUAGGAGUGUCCCAUAUGGCUCAGAGGAAUAUUUGCAGCUUCGAUCCAAGGUACGGGAACAAUGGGACCCACUUUGGCUGGGUGGCUGCCUAGCCAAUAGGAUUUUGGUGCACCUGCGCUCUGCCAGGCGUCUCUGUGAGCUCUGCUGCGCCAACCGGGGCACCUUUAUCAAGGUGGGCCAGCACCUGGGGGCUCUGGACUACUUGCUGCCAGAAGAGUACACCAGCACGCUGAAGGUGCUGCACAGCCAGGCCCCGCAGAGCAGCAUGCAAGAGGUCCGCCAGGUCAUCCGUGAGGACCUGGGCAAGGAGAUCCAUGACUUGUUUGUGAGCUUUGAUGACACUCCUCUGGGGGCAGCUUCCCUGGCCCAGGUCCACAAGGCAGUGCUGCAUGAUGGGCGGACUGUGGCCGUGAAGGUUCAGCACCCAAAGGUGCAGGCCCAGAGCUCCAAGGACCUUCUCCUGAUGGAGGUGCUCGUGCUGGCUGUGAAGCAGUUAUUCCCGGAGUUCGAGUUCAUGUGGCUGGUUGAAGAAGCCAAGAAGAACCUGCCGUUGGAGUUGGACUUCCUCAACGAGGGGAGGAAUGCUGAGAAAGUAGCCCAGAUGUUGCAGCACUUCGAGUUCUUGAAGGUGCCCCGGAUCUACUGGGAGCUGUCCACCAAGCGUGUCCUCCUGAUGGAGUUUGUGGAUGGUGGCCAGGUCAAUGACCGAGACUAUAUGGAGAAGAACAAGAUUGACGUCAACGAGAUCUCACGCCAUCUGGGCAAGAUGUACAGUGAGAUGAUCUUUGUCAAUGGCUUCGUGCACUGUGACCCACAUCCUGGCAACGUGCUGGUGCGGAAGCAUCCGGACACAGGGAGGGCGGAGAUUAUCCUGUUGGACCAUGGACUGUACCAGGUGCUCACGGACGAGUUCCGCCUGGACUACUGCCACCUCUGGCAGUCUCUGAUCUGGACAGACAUGAAGAAGGUGAAGACAUACAGCCAGCGCCUGGGUGCCGGGGACCUGUACCCCUUGUUUGCCUGCAUGCUGACUGCCCGGUCCUGGGACUCAGUCAACAAGGGCAUCAGCCAGGCUCCCGUCACUGCCUCGGAGGACUCUGAGAUCCGCAACAACGCAGCCAACUACUUGCCCCAGAUCAGCCAGCUCCUCAACCAUGUGCCGCGGCAGAUGCUGCUCAUCUUCAAGACCAAUGACCUGCUACGUGGCAUUGAGGCCGCCCUGGGCACCCGCGCCAGUGCCAGCUCCUUCCUCAGCAUGUCGAGGUGCUGUGUCAGGGCACUGGCCCGGCAUGAGAGGAAGAAUACCCGCUCCUUCUUGAGAAGGACCCGGAUCUCUUGCGGCGAGGCUUUCAACUUAGGGCAGAUCAGCCUGCACGAACUCAUUCUGCACGUGAAGGGGUCCCGGCUGGCCUGCUGGAUCAUUGCCCUGCUUGGCUGGUUGUUCCCUGCUCUGCACUGAGUGGACUAGCUCUCCCUGACCACGUUCUGGUUUCUUCCCAGUCCUCAGCCUUGUCCUUACCUAGUGGUCCCACAUGUGCCAGCCACAUGGUGUCUGCAGCCCCAGGGUUCCUGGAGUGGCCAC
Molecule: messenger RNA, 1936 nt
Organism: Ochotona princeps (American pika)
Lineage: Eukaryota; Metazoa; Chordata; Mammalia; Lagomorpha; Ochotonidae
Gene: ADCK1
Product: aarF domain containing kinase 1
Exons: 11
Coding region: 185-1813 (542 amino acids)
Biological process (GO): mitochondrion organization; protein phosphorylation; lipid homeostasis
Cellular component (GO): mitochondrial inner membrane
Molecular function (GO): ATP binding; protein kinase activity
Source: RefSeq, a predicted model, not a curated record